GUCGCCUGUGGCAAAGUUUCGGAAUGGGAGUAGGAGCUGCUAAAGGCUCCCAGUGAGAAGUCCCGUGUCUGGUUGUCUCAGGGUUCAAACUAUAUUUACAUCCGGAAAGAGAGGCACUUACAUUGCAGUUUCGGUGUGUACGAUUGUCGCUCAGCUUCAUCGCAAAAUUGCAGCUAUGUCGGAGGACCUAAGUUCCCAGCCUUGGUCCAUCAACAAAGAUGACUAUGAGCUACAGGAGGUGAUCGGAAGCGGCGCUACAGCGGUGGUCCAGGCUGCCUUCUGCGUGCCCAGGAAGGAGAAAGUGGCCAUCAAACGCAUCAACCUGGAGAAAUGCCAGACCAGCAUGGACGAGCUUCUGAAAGAGAUCCAGGCGAUGAGCCAGUGCCACCACCCCAACAUAGUGUCCUACUACACCUCCUUCGUGGUCAAGGACGAGCUCUGGCUGGUGAUGAAGCUGCUCAGCGGGGGCUCGGUGCUUGACAUUAUCAAGCACAUCAUUUCGAGGGGGGAGCACAAGUCCGGAGUCCUGGAUGAACCGAGCAUAGCUACCAUCUUGAAGGAGGUCUUGGAGGGGUUGGAGUACCUCCAUAAGAAUGGACAGAUUCACAGGGACGUGAAGGCUGGGAACAUUCUGCUCGGGGAAGACGGAUCGGUGCAAAUUGCAGACUUUGGGGUGAGCGCCUUUCUGGCGACGGGCGGUGAUAUCACCCGGAACAAAGUGCGAAAGACCUUUGUGGGCACACCCUGCUGGAUGGCCCCAGAGGUCAUGGAACAGGUCAAGGGAUACGACUUCAAAGCAGACAUAUGGAGCUUCGGGAUCACGGCCAUCGAGCUGGCAACGGGGGCCGCGCCCUACCACAAGUACCCACCCAUGAAGGUCCUCAUGCUAACCCUGCAGAAUGACCCCCCCUACUUGGAGACGGGUGUCUCAGACAAGGAGAUGGUGAAGAAGUACGGCAAGUCCUUCAGGAAGAUGAUCUCGCUGUGCCUGCAGAAGGACCCAGAGAAAAGACCAACGUCAUUGGAGCUUCUGAAGCACAAAUUCUUCCAAAAAGCAAAGAACAACGAAUAUUUACAAGAAAAACUCCUACAGAGGGCUCCAACAAUUAGAGAACGAUCCAGGAAGGUGCGCAGAGUGCCUGGGUCCAGUGGGCGGCUCCACAAGACCGAGGACGGCGAGUGGGAGUGGAGCGACGAUGAGCUGGAUGAGGAGAGUGAGGAGGGCAAGGCUGCUGUAGCCGCUCUGCGGGACCCCCAGGCCAAGGCAGUAAGCGUGCCCAGGCGACAAGUGCGCUUCUCCCAGCCCCUCGAGCUGCCCACUCCCAGGUCACCCAGAGUUAAGGAAGGGCCACAGACUACAGAGCUCUUCUCAUCAGAUCCCCCGAGUACCCAUUUUCAGCCAGUGGUCCAGGAACAGACUUCUCUACCUCAUGAUUCUGGCCCGGUUGUCCCAGCUGCUGUUCCACCCGCGGCACCCACCCCUGUGGCGCUGGGUCCGGCUUCCGAUGGUGCCAAAUCUGCCAUCAGCCUGGUACUAAGGUUGAGAAAUUUAAAGAAGGAACUAAAUGAUAUAAGAUUUGAAUUCAUGCCCGGAAGAGACACAGCUGAUGGGGUCUCCCAAGAGCUGGUCUCCGCAGGCCUAGUGGACGGCAGAGAUUUAGUCAUAGUUGCUGCUAAUUUGCAGAAAAUAGUUGACAAUCCUCACACCAACAAGAAUUUAACUUUCAAGCUGGCCUCCGGUGUAGAAGGGUCUGAAAUUCCCGACGACGUCAAACUUAUAGGAUUCGCGCAACUCAGCAUUAGUUAAACUUUAUUGUCCCUGGACACCCAGCUUGCCUGAAACAAAAAUAGACAUCAUCAACCUAAAGAAACCACUACUGCCAAAGAAAAGAAAAAUACCAUAUUGUCAACCCCAUAGGAUUUGGAAGCAUCACAUUAGAAGUAGGAUUGCCUACGGAUAUUAACAAAAUAGGAAUUAUAUAUUAGUGUUUACAGGUAUAUGUUCUGAAGGAUUAUCACCAUUGUCCAAAAACCAGAUAUUAGCCUCAGUUCCGUAUUAGUUAUCAUUCAUUAAAUGCAUUUGCACAAGGUGAACUAACACUGGUGAUCAAAUUAUGCCUUAUCUUCUGAAUUACUAUCGACUCGUACUCACGGGGAUGUGCCACCUACUAGUUACUGUGUUUGAGCAUGAGACGGGCUGAGUGUGGUCUUGGCUGUGCUUGUUUUCAAUCCGAAGACAGCCUCGGAUAUGCCAUCGAGAAUCUUGUUCUUCAUAGCUUGGGCCGAGACCAUUGGGACGGUAGUUGAAAGGUCUUGCCCAAACUAACGUGCCACUGAUUCCUAAACCAGAACCGCCUAUCAGGCACCGAUUACAAGCUUAGAGAUGUUUUAUGUCCCGGUCUCGGGAGUGCCAUAACGUGUCAUAUGCCAGAAGUGCUCACGGUGCUGUGAGGACCGACAUGCCAAGGUACAGAUCACAUGUUUACUAGCCAGCUUGUUUGUGUUACUAACCCCGAGUCACUGAUGCAAAACCUCUGACACACCCCAUGACUUGCUGUUCGUAUGUGUGACCGUACAGCCUCCCUUCAGCCUUGUUUACUGUGAAGAUGUUUCUCAGAGCAAGCAGCGUGAGUGGAAACAUAUUUUUAUUUAUUUAUUUUUUUGCAAGCUGUGUGUCGUCGACGUUACGGAACAGCGUGUGUCUGUCUUCAGCUCCCCAAUUUGAAGACCAAAUAUGCACAAACGUACAUUUCGAACGAGUCUCAUGUGCUCUCACUUCCUGGUAAUCCCACUUAAACCCUUUCAGAUCCGUGUUAGUUUUUCCUGUCUGCCCGUGAAUUUGAUCGGAUCCGUUGUGCGUCCGCAAGCAUUUCAUUUGGGAGAUUUUUGCCACCGUAGUAAACUCGUGUGUGCCGUCGCUUGUGGGUCUGUGUGGCGGUCACCCAGCUGUGACCUCUGAACUGGCUUCUCAGAUUCAAGUGCAUAUUAGCGAACAAUUAACGUGGAGCGGAAUGCUUUAUUCAUAGUGUGUAAAUAACAUUUUGGUGGUUUUCUACUGGGCGUUAUACGCAUUGCCUUUUGAUCUUAAAAUAUAUACACUAUAUAGAGGAAUGGUAAUGGGCGUAGCAUUUAAUUUAAUUUUUUUCUGGGUUGAUGUCAUCAUGGUUUAAUGUAGAAAGCUUGUUUUCAGCUUGGGGUCUCUGUUUUCCUCACUGAAUGUUCUUCGUUUAAGGUAUAAUGGGUAGUACCCCUGCUUAAUCCUCUAAAACGCUAAGCCGCGUGAAUCAAUUAAACUUUUGGCAAGAGCCUAACUGAAACUCUGCUGUGCUUAAAUUUGUUGACAACAGAUGUCUUUAAAAAAUUUUCUUCUUUACACACAGGCACGCAUGCCCUGCACAACAUGUGCAAAGGAUAAAUAUGUAUUUUUUUUGUCAGUCAUAUGUUUUCCUGUGACACUAAAACUAUUUGCCCUGCAACUCUUGCUAGCAGCCCAGAUCUUUAGCCAAUUUCAGCAUCUCGGACAUAGAGCGAUUGAUUAUUGUAAAACAGGAAAUCUGUUUGUGUUAUGUUUAUAAAACGAUUGUGUGUUGCGUUGGGUUAUAAAUGCCAGGUCGAUGUGGCUUUUUGACUAGAUGCUGUGUGCUGAUGCACACUGUUCCUUGUGAGAGCUGGGAGGUCAUUGUCGCAGCCCGCGUGUUUGCCUGUCGUCGUUAUGCUUCUGGGAUAUGUGCUUUUGUGCAGUUUGAGAUUCUGUGUGGUGUUGUCACUAAUUCUCCAGCACACAGUAAUUUGUCUUUCAGUGGAUGCUCUUCCAAAGGCUAUCCAGAGCAUUUGAAUCCCGAGCAUUUCUGACUCUUGGAUCAUGAAGCUGUAUUAAAAUGUCAAGUAAAAUGGCUGUUGUCUGAGAUCCAAGCUGUGAACUAGAGCUUGCAGUAUAUUCUUGCUUGAUUUCUUUAAAAAAAAAAAAAAACUUGGCCAUUAAAAUAAUGACUGUCUACUCUGCAUUAGAGAACUUUAGUCGUUACUUGAUUUUUAUUGAGAAUAAUUCUUUUUCAACAGUACAAACUCUGAAUCAUCUUAUGUAUAUAAAUUGUACAAAAAGUAGUAUUAUUUGAAAUGGUUUGUAACGGAUUAAAUUUAAUUUUCUAAGGAAUAGAAAUGAAUGACCAAUGACAUUUCUACCAGUUUUCUUUUGUAAUAAAAGGUAAUCCCUUCCUCCAGACGUUACUGGGCAACAAAAUCCCUGUUCAAAUUGAAUAUAUAAAAAAUAUAAAAGUGUUACCUAAACAAUGAAGAAAAUUCAGUGCCAUUAUUACCCUCCAGUAACCUGGAUACUUUCCAAAACAUAAAAUUCUGUUAAUUUGUUUUUAUAUGUAUAUUUUUUCACUUUCAGGUCUCUUCCCCUUUUAGUUUCUUGUCUGGUUGUAUUAUAUCGUAAAUAAAUUCCAGUUACGUGGUGAUGCCUUUAUGUACCAUAGAAUAUCACAGAGUAUCAAAGCUGUAAAAUAUUUAGUUUUAAAAUUUCUUUUAUUUAAGUUUUAAUUUGUUGGUUCUCUUAUUUGUUGGCUUCACUCUUUUAUUGGUUAUGGAUUUCAAUGCAUGUUUCGAUGAUUAUUUGUUAAUAAAGAAUGGAUUUAUCAGCC
Molecule: messenger RNA, 4643 nt
Organism: Paramormyrops kingsleyae
Lineage: Eukaryota; Metazoa; Chordata; Actinopteri; Osteoglossiformes; Mormyridae
Gene: oxsr1b
Product: oxidative stress responsive kinase 1b
Biological process (GO): negative regulation of potassium ion transmembrane transporter activity; positive regulation of T cell chemotaxis; intracellular signal transduction
Cellular component (GO): cytoplasm; cytosol
Molecular function (GO): ATP binding; protein serine/threonine kinase activity
Source: RefSeq, a predicted model, not a curated record